Oncorhynchus masou masou (cherry salmon) is the source of this 3819-nucleotide messenger RNA. Its product is annotated as chemokine XC receptor 1-like. Gene Ontology annotation, molecular function: C-C chemokine receptor activity; C-C chemokine binding. The coding region runs from base 251 to 1303 and encodes 350 amino acids. The record is from RefSeq and is a predicted model, not a curated record. Gene Ontology annotation, biological process: G protein-coupled receptor signaling pathway; cell chemotaxis; positive regulation of cytosolic calcium ion concentration. Lineage: Eukaryota; Metazoa; Chordata; Actinopteri; Salmoniformes; Salmonidae. Gene Ontology annotation, cellular component: membrane; external side of plasma membrane. The transcript has 2 exons.
UGUAUUAUAAAGGGAGAACGGACAGUUCAUUACAACCAAAGCGCCGCAUAUAUUGGCCCAAAAAUAACAAAUCUGAUUUUUUUUUUGUCCGGCCUUUGUCCGGUCUUACGCUGGAGCUGUAGAGGAAGAAGAAACGUUAUGGGGGGAGUUUAUAACAGAGAUGCAGUACCUUAACUUCAUCACAACUCCCCUGUCCUCAUAUCAUUGUGUAGCCUAGCAAGGACAGCGAGGGCCAUCACGCUAAACCAUUAUGACGGGUACGACAGAUUUCAGCCAUGCCAUGGGCGAUAUUGAAACCAACGGCGCCGAUUACGAAUAUGAUGAGGGUUAUACAGACGAGGUCUGUAACAAGAACGGCGUUGUCAAGUUUGGCUCCAUCGCCACCCCUGCCUUCUUCUCUGUGGUGACUAUCCUGAGUCUAGCGGGCAACAUCCUGGUCCUGGCCAUCCUGGCCAAGUACGAGAACCUCAAGUCUCUCACCAACAUCUUCAUCCUCAACUUGGCCCUAUCUGACCUGGUUUUCACCUUUGGUCUGCCCUUCUGGGCAGCCUACCACAUCUGGGGCUGGACCUUUAGCCUGAUCCUCUGCAAGACCGUUACCUUUGUCUUCUACGCUGGCUUCUACAGCAGCGUUUUGUUCCUGACCAUCAUGACUAUCCACCGCUACCUGGCCGUGGUGCAUCCUCUGUCCGACCAUGGUUCCCAAAGGGGCUGCUACGGGGUCACAGUCUCUCUCAUCAUCUGGGUUGUUAGUUUUGUGGCGGCCGUUCCUGCUUUGAUUUUCAGCUCUGUCCAAAAGAACCCCCAUGAAGAAGACAACCAUUUUUACUGUGAAUACUGGGAUCCGCUGUGGAAGAGAGUGGGCAGCUACCAACAGAACAUCUUCUUCUUGGCUGCUUUUGCAGUGAUUGGGUUCUGCUACAUGAGGAUAUUGAGGACAAUCUUCAAGUCAAGGUCACACAUGAGGAAUCGUACCGUGAAGCUGAUCUUCAGUAUCGUGGCAGUAUUUUUCAUUGGCUGGGCGCCUUACAAUGUGGUGAUAUUUCUGAGGUUGUUGACUGACUACUCCGUAGCACCUUUCAAUACUUGUGAGGUCAGCACAUGGCUUGACUAUGGGUUCUAUGUGUGUCGACUGAUUGCUUUCUCCCACUGCUGUCUCAACCCUGUCUUCUACGCAUUUGUUGGGAUUAAGUUCAGAAAUCACUUGAAGGUGAUCUUGCUGAAGCUUUGUCAUCACCAAAGCACCAUGGAUACACAACAGAUUAGAUUACCUAACAUUUACUCGAUGGGAUCAAUGUACUAGCACAGGGGUCUUCAAUAUUUUCUUGCCCAGGGACCCACGCCAGGCAAACCGGCGACCCCAAAUAAGUCACAUCUUGUCAAAUCAAAAUCUAAUUUAUUGGUCACAUACACGUGUUUAGAAGAUAUUAUUGCGGGUGUAGUGAAAUGCUUGUGCUUCUAGCUCUGACAGUGCAGUAAUAUUUAACAAGUAAUAUCUAACAGUUUCACAACAACUACCCAAAAUACACGUAAAUCCAGUACAGUUUAUAGUACAGUUUAUACAUAUGAGAUGGGUAAUACAAUAUUUACACACAAUUAAAGCGACUAAGAUAUUGUAGAAUAGUAUAGAGUACUGUUUAUACAUAUGAGAUGGGUAAUACAAUAUUUACACACAAUUAAAGCGACUAAGAUAUCGUAGAAUAGUAUAGAGUACUGUUUAUACAUAUGAGAUGGGUAAUACAAUAUUUACACACAAUUAAAGCGACUAAGAUAUCGUAGAAUAUUAUAGAGUACAGUUUAUACAUAUGAGAUGAGUAAUGCACUAUUUACACACAAUUAAAGUGACUAAGAUAUCGUAGAAUAGUAUAGAGUACAGUUUAUACAUAUGAGAUGAGUAAUGCAAUAUUUACACACAAUUAAAGUGACUAAGAUAUUGUAGAAUAGUAUAGAGUACAGUUUAUUCAUAUGAGAUGAGUAAUGCAAUAUUUACACACAAUUAAAGUGACUAAGGGACUUAUAAUGUAAGAUACAGAGACAUUAUUAAAGUGGCUCGUGUUUCAUUUCCUUAAAGUGGCCAGCGAUUCAGCCUCUGAUGUGCUGGAGAUGGCUGUUUAACAGUCAGUGGUGUAGUAUAUAUACAGUAUAUACAUAUGAAAUGUGUGACGCAAUAUGUAAAUCCAAUUUAAAAGUGACUAAGAUACCGUAGAAUAGUGUGGAGUGCAGUUUAUACAUAUGAGAUGAGGAGUGCUAGAUACGGAAACAUUAUUUAAGUGGCUAGUGAUCCAUUUCUAAAAGUGGCCAGUGAUUCCUAAUCUAUGUCUAUAGGUAGCCGCCUCUGAUGUGCUUGUGAUGGCUGUUUAACAGUCUGAUGGCCUUGAGAUAGAAGCUGUUUUUCAGUCUCUCGGUUGCAGCUUUGAUGCACCUAUACUGACCUCGCCUUCUGGAUGAUUGAGGGAAUAACAGGCAAUGGCUCGGGUUGUUGAUGUCCUUGAUGAUCUUUUUGGCAUUGUUAGAGCUACAUGUGCCCUUAGCUGUCUAGGAGGGCGGGAAGUUUGCCCCCGGUAAUGCGUUGGGCAGACCGCACCACCCUCUGGAGAGCUUUGCGGUUGUGGGCGGUGCAGUUGCCGUACCAGGCAGUGAUACAGCCCGACAGGAUGCUCUCAAUUGUGCAUCUGUAAAAGUUUGUGAGGGUUUUAGGUGUUAUGUCAAAUUUCUUUAUCCUCCUGAGGUUGAAGAGGCGCUGUUGUGCCUUCUUCACCACACUCUGUGUGGGUGGCUGCCCACUCAUAUCAUCAGGUUUUGUAAGGGCGCAGCUUUGGGUUUAGAAAUGGGGGGACCAGUGGAGGCUCCUCAGAGGAGGAAGGGGAGGACCAUCCUCUUAGUGAAUUUCAUAAAAAUAAAAAUGGUAAAGCAUUGAAAAAGUUAUCCUUUUUAGAUAAAACGAUACCACAUAAAUAUUCACAUUUCACCAAAUAAUUGAUUAAAGUACACUGUUUUGCAAUGAAGGUCUACAGUAGCCUCAACAGAAGUCAAUAUACCAAGAGGAGGACGGAAGCUAGCUGUGCUCCGGCUCCACCAUGUUGCUACCUUGCAGAGUGCUGUUGAGGCUACUAUAGACCUUCAUUGCAAAACAGUGUGUUUUAAUCAAUUAUUUGGUGACGUGAAUAUAUUUAGUAUAGUUUUAUCUAAAAAGGAUAACUUUUACAAUGUCUUAACAUUUUUAUUUUUAUGAAAUUCACUGAGAAGGAUGGCCCUCCCCUUCCUCCACUGAGGAGCUUCCACUGUUCUACACAAUCUAAUAUGACCCUUUUGGGGUCAUUUUGAGGUCACUUUUAUUAUAAAUAAGAAUAGAAUAUGUUCAGGGCCUAAAAUAAAUACCUGCCAAAUGCGGGUAGAUUUCUGGCAUUGGCGGAUAGAUAAGAUGUCUAUUUCACUAGCCACAUUGGCGGGUGGGCAGGGCUCCACAGUGUGACCAUUUCACUCGCAUUUGUGAAUAAAAAUAGUCAAGUAUGAUAACAAAAACAGCAGUAGCUGUUUCAAAGUAGUUCUGCCGGUUUGUUUCAUACCUGGUAAAUUAAAUCGCACAAAGUCAAAGAACUACCUAUCCAAUAUAGCCUAUGCCACCACGCGCUGCAACACUGCUUGGCUGGGGGCUGUGGGCAUAUGAAGAUCUGAGUGAAAGAUUCAUUUUUAGAAACAGGCAUAAAAGUUGGCCUAAUUUACUUUUUUAGCCCUUCUGUGGUGUUCGGGUCUGUGGGACCCAUUUUCAAUGUCUAUUAAAAUAAAAAUUAUACAAUUAAUCAUUUUUCCAAGCUGAGA